AUGCCCAGCCCCCAAGCCAGCAAGUUGACUCCGGCUUCGUCUGCGGAAAGCGACAGUCAGCCGGAUGAGAAAGGAAAGGGGCAAAUUAGCCAAUGGAAUCGCAGAGGUGCCGGCGUUGGCUCCCAGAUGCAUCAGCCCCAUCAGCAUCCCUACAUCAUGGCCAACCCAUCCGCCUCCUUCAGCUCCACUUCUUACCUGCGGGCCAUGCUCCAUGACAGCAAGCAGGCGGUGGUGAUCCAUCCGUUCACCAGAGACCAUGCCUCCCAGUCUUCUGUCCUUCACUUGGCACCCUCAGCCUCAUCCUCCUCCAUACUCAACAUGCAGCCAACAAGAUUGUUCCCAUUAGUGACCAAACACAAGCAACACGCCGCUGUGCAAGGAAUGAAGCCCGGAAGCCUGGGAUGGGUCCAACAUGAGUCAAGCUCUGGAAAAAAUCAAGAGGACGAUGUCAAUAAGAAAGGCACCGUGCCUUCCUAUGGGCAGGAACAUCCGAAAAACAUUGAGCAUGUCCGGAGCAACACCACCAAUGAUGGACAGGACAAGGACGGUGCUGAGCCUGUCCACCCUGCACAGUACAGCGGUGGGUGCAAGUUUCCCUGGUGUGAGAAGACCUUAGCGGAUCACAAACAUUUUCUCAGGCAUCUGUACAGCGACCACCACCACCUGGAUGACAAAACCACAGUGCAGUGCCUCAUACAACAUGAGGUGGUCCACAAUCUAGAGGAAAAGCUUGCCAUGGAGAAGCAGAGACUCCAUGAGAUGCAGAGCUUCAUGACGGGAAAACAUGGCACAGCUCAUCUUUCUAAGCAGAGAGAGCGUAGUCUCCUUCUCCACCAGUCUCAUUAUUCUGGAGUAUCUAAUUGGCCUGUCCUGGAUCUCACAGUCCCACUACAGGAAGGACUCCCCGACACUGUCCUGGCACUGAGAAGACCACUCUGGGAGGGCGGCAGCGUCAACAUAUUUCACGAUAUGACGAACUGCAUUGAAUAUUACAAGAAUAACAACGUCAGACCGCCGUUCACAUACGCCUCCCUCAUUCGAUGGGCGAUCCAGGAGUCACCCCAAAAACAGCUGGCGCUGAAUGAGAUCUACCAAUGGUUCACCAGAAUGUUCGCCUUCUUCAGGCUCAACAAGGUGACUUGGAAGGGCUUAUAUUUAGGGGCCGUGUGGAUGGUGGACGAGGCGGAGUUCCAGCGGAAGAGGGCGGUCCGGGGGUCUCGCUGA
Messenger RNA from Nanorana parkeri, 1224 nucleotides. It is a transcript of the gene FOXP3, whose product is annotated as forkhead box P3. NCBI's taxonomy places the organism in Eukaryota, Metazoa, Chordata, Amphibia, Anura, Dicroglossidae. The record is from RefSeq and is a predicted model, not a curated record. Gene Ontology annotation, molecular function: DNA-binding transcription repressor activity, RNA polymerase II-specific; RNA polymerase II cis-regulatory region sequence-specific DNA binding. Gene Ontology annotation, biological process: regulation of transcription by RNA polymerase II. Bases 1 to 1224 code for a protein of 407 amino acids. The transcript has 11 exons. Gene Ontology annotation, cellular component: nucleus.